AGUUCCCCAAUCCUGUAAACAGCGGCGAUUAUCGUUGGUGAGCACUGCUCAGCUUUUCGUUUUUAUUAUAAUUUUACACAUUACCGACAUAAACUAGAAAUUCUGUAGUAAAACACGUUGUUACAACAUCGCCUGGCAUUGAUUGAGUUGACGAAGCGUCUUAGAGGGGGGUUUAAUACAAGGGUUAGUUCCAGCAUGGCGGAUGGAGAAGGCUUUGUGGUGAGAGUCAGAGGUUUGCCCUGGUCCUGCUCUGUUGAUGAAGUUCAGAGGUUUUUCUCAGAGUGCAAAAUUGCAAGCAAUGGGACGAGCAUACACUUCACAUACACACGGGAAGGACGACCAAGUGGAGAGGCAUUUGUCGAGUUUGAAUCGGAGGAAGAUCUCAAAAUUGCAGUGAAGAAAGAUCGUGAAACCAUGGGCCACCGUUAUGUAGAAGUAUUCAAAUCCAAUAGUGUUGAGAUGGACUGGGUUCUGAAGCACACCGGACCAAACUGUCCAGACACAGGAGGGGACGGCUUGGUUAGGCUUCGCGGUUUGCCCUUCGGAUGCAGCAAGGAGGAAAUCGUCCAGUUUUUUGCAGGGUUGGAAAUCGUGCCAAAUGGGAUAACAUUGCCGGUGGACUUCCAGGGGAGGAGUACGGGGGAGGCCUUCGUGCAGUUUGCUUCACAGGAUAUAGCCGAAAAGGCUCUAAAGAAACACAAGGAAAGAAUAGGGCACAGGUAUAUAGAGAUCUUCAAGAGCAGCCGUGCGGAAGUACGCACACAUUAUGAACCCCAGCGGAAGGUCAUGGGCAUGCAGAGACCGAGCCCCUAUGACAGGCCAGGGGGUGGUCGAGGAUACAACAGCAUGGGCAGAGGAGUCUCCUUUGAAAGAAUGAGACGUGGAGGCUACGGUGGAGAUGGUCGUUAUGGAGAUGGGGGCUCCUCCUUUCAGAGCACAACAGGACACUGUGUGCAUAUGAGAGGCCUUCCUUACAGAGCCACAGAGACGGACAUAUACAACUUCUUCUCUCCGCUGAACCCGGUGCGUGUUCAUUUAGAGAUUGGUCCUGAUGGGAGAGUUACAGGAGAGGCGGAUGUAGAGUUUGCCACGCAUGAGGAUGCAGUGGCUGCCAUGUCCAAAGACAAAGCCAAUAUGCAGCACCGUUAUGUGGAGCUGUUCCUAAACUCCACAGCUGGAGGUGGAAGUGGAGGAUAUGGUGGUCAAAUGAUGGGCGGUAUGGGAAACCAGUCGUCAUACGGACACAGCAGCCAACAGAUGGGCUCAGGCUAUGGCGGCGGUUAUGCUAACCAGAGUGGCAUGGGGGGCUACAGUGACUACAGUAAUUCGGGUGGAUUAGGCAGCAGUUACUACGGCGGAGGAAGCCGCGGAUCCAUGGGAAUGAAUGGAGGCUGGGGGAUGUAGCGGCUCUAUUUCAGCAGUGUCCUCUUUCAUUGGUUUGUACUUUGUUCCCUGCUCCAGUUCAAGUUGUGUUCGGAGCACAAGAGUUUUCUGUUCCUUGUUGACGUGUUAUUUUGAAGUUUUCUGAAACGUGACGCUCCCACAAGACGUGCCUGUGAAUGUGUUUUUACAAUUGAGCAUAUUGAUUUUAGUUUCCUCACCGGCCAAUGUUAUCAAAGCCUUUACAAGUUGACGUCUUCGCACAUGGAGGUGAUUGUAGCACAUCAUAUCUAUAAAAUAGUUUGUUUAUGUUCAGGAGGGAAUGAAAAUACUUUUGUAUUAUUUUAAAGCAUGAUGGGAAGGGUUUUGCUUGGGUGCAUGUUGCUUUUUGUUCUUCCCAAUCUACUGUGAUUUCAGUGUGGUCAAGCAAAAGUUUACAAAUGUCUGAUUUCCUCAUGUCUUCACAGAGUGAUGAAUACGUUAGCGGCAGUGUUUAUUAAACCGUACACAAU
Messenger RNA from Danio aesculapii, 1892 nucleotides. RefSeq names its product heterogeneous nuclear ribonucleoprotein H1 (gene hnrnph1). Gene Ontology annotation, cellular component: ribonucleoprotein complex; nucleoplasm. The record is from RefSeq and is a predicted model, not a curated record. The transcript is spliced from 11 exons. Gene Ontology annotation, biological process: regulation of RNA splicing. NCBI's taxonomy places the organism in Eukaryota, Metazoa, Chordata, Actinopteri, Cypriniformes, Danionidae. Bases 196 to 1404 code for a protein of 402 amino acids. Gene Ontology annotation, molecular function: RNA binding.